Molecule: messenger RNA, 1919 nt
Organism: Exophiala viscosa
Lineage: Eukaryota; Fungi; Ascomycota; Eurotiomycetes; Chaetothyriales; Herpotrichiellaceae
Exons: 1
Source: RefSeq, a predicted model, not a curated record
GUUUGAAACAUUGACACGAUGACAGGGACACUGGCCCUGCAAUGCCCCACAAACCGACCCCCGUAUGUUUAGGUCUAACCUUUACAAGCGUGUGAUUCAAUUUAAACUGGACGCGCCAUUGCACACAUCUAUCCGUACCCAGGUGGGAGACGCGUAUAGUACGUACAUUCUGCACUUCCACAGUUUGUUGUCCUUUUGUAUAGCACGAAGCAAUCAUUUACAACAACGCAAAAAUGGCAGAAGCUGUGACGCUCAAGAAAAGAGGUCGCCCCAAGAAAGUCGCGGUGGACGAUGAGGUCUACGGUAGUAUUCGGGGUUUGGGGGAGGCAACAACAGCCGACGAAGAGCCCAAAACAGGAACGCGAGGAAAAGCCGCGGCUUCUUCGUCACUGGCCAAGAAAUCAACAUCCAAGGCUGCAAUAACGACGUCGUCAACAGCUGCGAAAAAAACGAAAGUACUGGCAGAGAAUAAGAAAGUGACGGCAUCGACACCGGCUGCAAGUCCGACCAGGAAGAGGAAUGUGAAAAGCUCAACUUCAAGUGCAGGUCCAACGUCAGAGCCGACCUCUUCGACUGCUGCCAAAUCUGAUACUGCAGGAAAUACUGUAACAUCUACGGCAAAUCCUGAGUCUGCACCAAAGACUACCACAACAGAGAAGGUGGAAGGUCUGAUAGCAGAAGCCAAGAACUCUACUGCUAAAGCACAGAAAUUGCCGGCUGAGAAAGAGUCUGCAACUACGGAAACAGCAGCACGUUCUGCGACGAUCACUACGCCCACAGUGGUGCAAAGGACGAGAACAGCGGCGAGUGCUGUCGAGACAAAGGAGUCUUCUAUCCCAAUUCAACUUUCUGACGGUCAAGGUCAAGAUCAAGAUCAAACACGCCUCUCGAAAAUUCUGCAACAGGCUAAAGCGUUCAGCGAGCUUUCUGACGAUCUGCAUCGUAGUCUGUUUGAAUUUGUCGGGCAUCGUGAAGUCGAGUACGCUACGGGACAGCAAGGCUUGCAGCCACAGACAGGAAAGCCGGCAUCUGUACAGGAGGUCGAGGUUCUAAUCUCAAGCGAAACUGAGUCUGUGGCAGCAGUAAGAGCCAUACCCAUAGAGACACCAACAGUGACAGCUGCAGCAACUCCAAUACCAACACCAACAACGGUGGCGGCUGAGCAAGAGCCCCAGCAGGAGAAGCAGAACCAGAAGUCGACUGAGACUAUAGCUCUAUCUGCAACCCAAAACGAAAAAGGACCCGAAGCACAGGUAAAAUCGAAAGUUACCCUGGAAGAAUUGGUACAGUUAGUGGAAGCCGCGGUAUCAGCACCACCACCAACAGCAGCAGCAGCACCAACGUCAAAACUCGCUCUGGAAGCAGAGCCGCUUGUCCUCGUCGAACAAGCCGCCCUCUCCACUCAAGGACCCUUCACCCCUGACGAAACACAGCGUCAACCUCCCGCCAUCGCUCCAACAGUCUACAUCCCAUCAGCAUCAAUGCCCCUCGCCAUGCCCCAAUCAUGGUGGUCACGACCGGCACGACCGCGCUAUGUACUCCCCGCAUCGACGGUGACCGCCCUCGCUGCACGUGGGAUCAAUACCACCAAUAUACAGCGACAACAACAACCUCCACCAUCUCCGCAUCAGGCUGGCAGCAGCACCACCAGCACAUCUAGUGGGCCGUCUUUCCCGAAGAGAGCAGACGCCGGAGCCGGUAUUGGUGCUGGAGCAGGCGGUUUUGGAGCGGGAGGAGUAUCGUUACCUCCUUCCCGCCCUCCGCCGCCGACACCGCAACCAAAACGACCUUCUGAAUUGCCGAUCCAGGAGCUCCAGAAAGACCCGAAAUACAGAUCGUUAUCGAGGCGGUGGACUACGAUUAUGGUUGCGUUGCCGGUGGCGAUUGUGAGUAGUUAUGUGCUUUGGGAACGAUGUGAG